This is a messenger RNA of Alosa alosa (allis shad), 3016 nucleotides long. RefSeq lists its product as uncharacterized. The record is from RefSeq and is a predicted model, not a curated record. The transcript is spliced from 5 exons. NCBI's taxonomy places the organism in Eukaryota, Metazoa, Chordata, Actinopteri, Clupeiformes, Clupeidae. Bases 607 to 2016 code for a protein of 469 amino acids. Gene Ontology annotation, molecular function: GTP binding.
GGUUCCACUGCAUAGUCGGCAUUCAAGCUCUGUCAGUAUGCAGUGCAUCCUCAUUCUUGACACUCCCCUCUCCUUUGGACAGUUCUGUUAGCAUAGCCUAGCCUAGAUCAAACAAGCCUAGUCUUGGUACAGUGCCAAAGAAUCCGGUAGCAGUCCACGCCCGGAAUUUCCCUUUUUUUAAAAGACCGAGAGAGAAUAGAUGUAAAUACAGGAAGGUAAUUGGUGAAGUCAGUGUUUGGGUGCCCAGUCUUUCUUAGGGAGUGUCUUGAAAGAGGAAGAUGAGAGAAAAAAUGUAUACACGGUAGCUUCCUGUCUGAGUCACUGGAACUCAGCUGCCCUUGUAGUUCACCGUUUUCAUUCCUGAGAGGUUUUUGAGACACUCCUCUGAGCAACGCAGAAACAGUCACUGACCGUAUACAGUCAUGUGAGGAAGGGAGGAUCCCCAGCUGCUGCUCCCUGUGAUGGCAGCGGACUGAGAGCUCAGGCAAGAAGAGGAAGUGAACAGCACACUUUGAAACAAAAGGCCGUUUGAUAGCAGGCAACAGACAAUUGUCAACAGAAGUAGAAUAGUCUGCCGUCCUACUGGAACAGCUGGAACACUCAACAAUGGAACGGGAGAAUGUUCUAGAGUAUGAUGAGGAUCUAGAGGACAGAACUCCUCCAGAAACAGAGGGGUGGAAAAAGCAGGAGAGACAUCAAGAGGAAGGAGAGGAUGAUGAGGCCAUGGGCGCAGUAUUACAGAGAGGAGGAGGAAAGGAUGAGAUGCAGGAAACCCAAUAUGGAGCCUCUGCUCCGUCUGCCUCCUCCUUGGAUCCCAGCUCCUCGCCUCCACUCCUGGCUGCUGGCCCUGAGCUGAGGCUGGUUCUGUUGGGGCAGGCUGGCGCAGGCAAGAGCGCUGCUGGGAACAGCAUCUUGGGACGCGGGGCAUUUGAGAUCAGGGCCUCAGAGGGAGCAGCUGGAAUGCAUGAUUGUAAGAGCAGAGCAGCAACAGUUGCCGGAAGACAGGUGACCGUGGUGGACACUCCGGACUGGUUCUGUUCGGAGCUCUCCCCGGAAGACAUCCAGCAGCAGAUCCGCUCCUGUCUGGCCCUGGUGGCCCCGGGGCCCCACGCCUUCCUGCUGUGCGUCCCUGUGGACCAGCCCGCCUCUGUGGAGCUCCUGGGGCUGGAGGCCUUGGAGAUGGUGUUUGGCCCCAGGGCCGUCGGCCAGCACACGCUGGUCCUCUUCACCCACAUGGAUCGGCUGUCCGAGGGGCUCAGUCUGGAGGACUACGUGACCAGCAGGGAGCGCCGUGACCUGCUUAAGCUGGUAGAGAGAUGCGGGGACCACUACCAUGCCCUGGAGAGAGGGAGAGGAGGAGGAGGAGAGGGGGAACAGGAGGAGAUGGAGAGGCGGAGUGUGAAGGAGCUGCUGUGGAAGGUAGAGCAGGUGGUGAAGGAGAGCGGGGUGGACUUCCACGCCUGGCCCCCUAAACACAAGGAGCCUGAGAAGCGUGGCAGGCUGAGGAGAGACAGAGAAGAGUGGUCAGAGAUGGAGAGAGAGCCCGACUCAUCCUCCCCCUCCGCCCCCUCACCCCUAGAGCAAGAGGAAGAGCAAGAGGAGGAAGAGCCAGAGGAAGAGCCAGAGGAAGAGCCAGAGGAAGAGCCAGAGGUUGAGGCUGAGGCUGGGCCCGCACAGGCGACGCACACAACGGAGACCAGCGAUGAUGAUCUCAUACAGGGUGAUGACGACCUUUUAGAGGGCGAUGAUGAUCUCAUACAGGGUGAUGACGACCUUUUAGAGGGCGAUGACCCCUCUCUCGCUCCCGCCAUGCCCCCUCCCUCCUUCCUGCGGGGCUUGUGGGACACGGUGGUCGGGUGGCUGUGCCACAUCCCCGGGCUGGUGAGGGGCACCGCCCUGCUGGGGUCCUUGGUGGGGUUCUUUGUGGGGGGGCCGGUGGGCAAGAUGCUGGGGGACGCUGUGGGCUCAGUGGCCACUGAGGUGGGCAGGAGGAGGCGUGUGAAGAAGACCCAGUGAGGGUGCACACACACAAGCAGCAGCAGAGACACUCGUUUACACAGAUAAAAAAGCAUAGACGCUACAUAGUUAUGCACUGUAGGAGAGUAUGCAGCUACAAAGCAAGGGCACACAAAGGCUGAGAGAGCUUGUUUACUGGGAAGCCACAGUGAGCUUGGUCCUAUAGGAUCAUUUUAUCAUAUUUAAGGCUGUAAUUAUUUCAAAUGUUUCAGUCAGUCAGCUUUUGUUUACUCUUUACGAAACGCACAGGGACAUUUUAACACUGCUGAACCACAUUCACACACAGAAAAUGUAAAUGUACACUAGGCUUACAAAAAAAACGUAUUAACAACAUAGGUUAAUUAAUGAAUAAAACAAAAUCAGACUAUUAAAUUGUGUUUUCUGUAAUUCACUGUAUGAUUCCUGCAUAGUCAAACCUUAUUGGUAUACAAUAAAACUGAAAAAGAAAAAAAAGAAAAAUCCACUUUUCUAGGACUAAAAUAUCUUGGACUCACUAGGAGUUAGAGAGAUAUAAUUUCAAUUAAAUAAAAACAUGUACAAGUUUAAGAAAAUUACAUUUCUCAAUCAUAUUUAGGCCUACUUUGAGUUGAUUUUUUUUUUUUACAUUAACACAGGGAAUCUCAGCAUUCCUCUGGAUUUUCCUCAUGGAGACAUGUAUCAGUGUUUUUUUAAUGCCUGGUCUGUGCCUCCUGACAUUAUGCAGACAUACAUGAUUUGGCAUGAUAUCAGCUUAAUGAUGUAUGCCUGACAAGAAAUUACACAAAUCAAUUAUCCACUUUGUAUUUGGAUAUGAGUGGUGCCAUUUGCAAUUAAAACAAGUGUAAUUACUGUGUUAUUGAGUGAAUUCAACUUUCACUGUGGCUCCCCAGACAGGGGGCCUCUGACUCCUGUUGCAAGGUACAAGUGCUUCAAUGUACUGCACACUGUGAUGUAAUGCAAUUAAUACUUACAUUUCACUCUGAACUUCUGAAGAAUAAAUGGGCUAUUACUGAGGUAAAAA